Messenger RNA from Aspergillus aculeatus ATCC 16872, 810 nucleotides. RefSeq lists its product as uncharacterized. The record is from RefSeq and is a predicted model, not a curated record. The transcript has a single exon. The coding region runs from base 1 to 810 and encodes 269 amino acids. Lineage: Eukaryota; Fungi; Ascomycota; Eurotiomycetes; Eurotiales; Aspergillaceae.
AUGCCCUCCUCCUCAUCCUCAUCCUCCUCCCCAGUCCUCCACCUAACCAGCUCCAUCCAGAUCCACGCCCCCCUCGACGCCGUCUGGUCCGCCCUCACAGACACCACCACCUGGGCCAAAUGGAACCGUUUCGUGCCUGGCGUGACGAUCCGCGCGCAGCCCCCUUCUCCCCUUGAUGAUCACACUACACCCGCAACCACAACCACACCCGCACCAGAAACAGAAACAACUCCUCCCACCACCACUCAACCCUCCCAAACACAAACACCACCACCACCAGCAGCAGCUGGUGGUGGUGGUGGUGCACUCCAAAAAGGCACCCGCAUGACCUUCCACGUGAACAUGCACCCAUCCGCCGCGUCCACGGCGCCGCAGUCUUUCCGCAGUGUGGAUAACCAUGUUGGUCUUGUGGUUACGGAGUUCCUUCCGCCUUCGCCUGCUUCACACCCAGAUAGCCAUGGGGAUGGGGAUGGGGAUGGUAGUCCCCGGCCUACUUCUACAGCUACAGCUACUUCUACAGCUACACCUACGGCAACCCGCAGAGCAAGAAUCACCUGGGCGAACGAUACCGCCUUCCAGGGCCGGGUGAUGGCCGCGCUUCUGUCGGCGGAGAGGGUGCAUGAGCUUGUGGAGCGGGAGGUUGUGGAUGCCUCCUCUGGAAGUGUGAGGGUGGUGACGGAGGUGACGAAUUGGGAGGUGCAGGAGGGGUAUCUGGCGUAUGUGGUCAAGUGGAUGUUUGAGCGCCGGUUGGAGGAGAAUUUCCGGUGCUGGGUGGAGGAUCUGAAGGGUUUCGUGGAGCAGCAGCUGUAG